AUGUCAAAAGAAAAGAAGCUCGGUCGUGGAAACUCGAUACACAACCCAUUCCCAGCCUCACUGGCUAGCGAAUGUGAGAAGGCUAGUCAGAUCCUUGACUCGUUCAUCAAUCCUCGCUUUGUUAAGCUUGAUGUUGGCAUUCCCCGCAAGAUUCUUGCCAAUGCAAAGGGCCUUGUGAUCAUCACCUCUUUGCGAGCAGGCUUUCUGGGUUCUGGACGCUUCGGCUCAGGUUUAAUCAUCUCUCGCCUCCCCGAUGGCAGCUGGUCUACUCCAUCUGCUCUGAUGACUGGAGGGGGUGGGGUUGGGGGCCUCAUAGGCUUUGAGCUAACCGACUUUGUGUUUGUAAUUACAACCGACGAGGCCGUCAGGACGCUCGCUAUAUCUGGCUCUUUAACAGUGGGCGGAAACGUAUCAAUGGCCGCUGGCCCUGUUGGGCGUACCGCUGAGGCAGCUGGCACAGCUAGCAAGAAAGGUGUGGCGGGUAUGCUCUCGUACUCCAAGACUCGGGGUAUAUACGCCGGUGUCUCACUUGAAGGCGGGGUGUUGGGAGAGCGUGCUGACGCUAAUAAGAAAAUGUAUGGACGGAAAGUGACCGCAAAGGAGUUGCUUCGUGGAGACAUUUCGCCGCCCCCUGAAACCGCCUCGCUCAUGCGGGUCUUGAACUCGCCGUAUUUUUCUACAGUGUCUCCGGUGGUGUCUCCGGCUGAAUCUGCCGUGGAGCUCCCUUCAAAUGAUAUUCACGAAGAAAGGGCGGAAUUGCCUUCUCAGCGACCAAAAGAGCUACCACAGGGCAUCCCUGAGCUCGAUGCCCAAGCCUCUUCCCAGAGGGCCGAGCUGGGUACUGGCCCUGCCCAUGAGAUUUUUGAGUUGUCUAGUGGCCAACCACAGGGCACGUCUCAUGAGUUGGAUUCUGCUGUUUCCUCUUCUUCGCAGUUUCUUACACAGCCUACUAGCAAUUGGAAUUCUCCCUGA
Penicillium angulare is the source of this 972-nucleotide messenger RNA. Its product is annotated as lipid-binding SYLF domain-containing protein. Gene Ontology annotation, cellular component: actin cortical patch. The coding region runs from base 1 to 972 and encodes 323 amino acids. Lineage: Eukaryota; Fungi; Ascomycota; Eurotiomycetes; Eurotiales; Aspergillaceae. Gene Ontology annotation, molecular function: phosphatidylinositol binding; actin filament binding. Gene Ontology annotation, biological process: actin cortical patch localization; actin filament bundle assembly. The transcript is spliced from 3 exons. The record is from RefSeq and is a predicted model, not a curated record.